Molecule: messenger RNA, 5969 nt
Organism: Pomacea canaliculata
Lineage: Eukaryota; Metazoa; Mollusca; Gastropoda; Architaenioglossa; Ampullariidae
Product: patched domain-containing protein 3-like
Exons: 7
Coding region: 868-4158 (1096 amino acids)
Cellular component (GO): membrane
Source: RefSeq, a predicted model, not a curated record
AGUUAAAACUAUUAAUAAUCGGCAAGCAAGGUAGUCGGCGACAAAACAUUCUCGCAGGUCCGUGAAGGUAAGUCAACUUUUUGACGGUAUUAUCAUUUUGUACUAUUUGAAUAUUCUUCAUUCACUGAACCAUCAAAACUGAAUACUCUCUCAUUAUUAACUACUACAUUUUCACCGUCACGCAUGACUGGCGCUCCGCGACUGCAGUGUGAGGCGCUAAACACUCGAGAAGGCAUGCAGGCGCUGCCAUUGUUUUAUAGUCUGUCUCACAUGCAUUAUUAACACGAUAAAAACACAAAUCUACAAAGGGCUUGACAUUGCGAGUAAUUAAAAUGUUCUUCGCAUCAUAUUUCGAGAAAAAUUUGUUAUUUCUCUCACACACUCAUCUCCUCACUUCCAUCAAAAUCUUUCAGGUGCAUCAUUGUCUUGAUGAGAUGACAAAGACUUUUAGUAAACAGGAAGGGGUGUUUUAUAUAUAUAUAUUGCUGUUGUGUUUGGAAUAGAAACGUGGUUUCAUCUUAAUGUGGGGGGAUGGGGAAGUGUAGGAUGGAGGGGACGGGGUUAGGGUAGGUGUGAGAGGAGAGUAGUUGCUCUGUGAAGCUGUAAGUUUUGUUUACUGCUGCUGAUGCCCUCUUCCAGUUCUGGUCUCUUGCUGUUGAUGUCCAGACUGGUUGCCAGAUCACGGUCGUCAUGUCUUUGGUGUCGUCGUUGUCAUCAUCAGGCUGCAGAGUAUGUGACAGACGCUCCAUCUGCUCUGCUAGGUCCUGCUUGUUUACAGAGUGACUAUCCUGACCCACCCUUGAAGCUGCAUGCUCCUCACUUGCCCCAGCAAUCAAUUAGCGGCAUGCAGACGCAAGUGACUGCAACAUGGUUGACAGGGUGCGUGGCCGUGUCACGUGUCGUCCUGCUCCAGCGCCAUCUGCACGUAAUAGUGAGGCUGCACAGGAACCUGCUCACGUGUAUGGGCGACAGCCAUGUUAUGCCCACACGACAGCCGUUGUGUCGCGGGUCCUGCUGUACUACGGGGAGAUGGUGGGGCGCCACCCUCUGCCUUUUAUCUUGUUGCCAUUGGCUGUCUUCGCGGGUCUUGGCGCAAGUUUGCCGAGGGUCGAGUGGUUCGACUACACCGACCAGGCUGACAUGCUUUGGAGCAGCAGAACUCUGCGGGAACAAGCCAUUGUGCAACGGCUGUUUCCGGACAGGACUGCCAACAAGUAUGACGCUGUGGAACUCAGCGAAGAUCAGAUCAUGGCCAUCAUCAUUUUCCAAGCCCGCGACAACAGCUCUGUCUACGACCCUGACGUGCUGUCCGAGAUUCGUCAGACCCUCAGCAGCGUCAAGCAGAAUGUGACGGCGCGAGUGGGGAACAUGACGUACACCUACGAGGACUUGUGCGGAAAACGCGACGGCGCAUGCGUAGUGACCGGGGAGAGGUUGCUGAGCCCUCAGUUUGACACCUUGAGAAAAAGCGGCUUACUGACUUACCCGAAGUGGAAACUUCCAAACAACGAGACAAUUGACUUUUCCUUCGCGUUGGCCGAUGCCGACAGCAAACUGCGGAGAGCAGGGGUGGUGAGGGUGACCUUUAAACUACGUCAUGACCUCAAGGAGGAGGCCUAUGCUUGGGAGAACGCAUUUGUGGAGUUUGUCAAACGACUUGAACCCAGAAACACGAAUAUUGCCUUUUCCACUUCACAGUCUUUUAGGCAAGAGCGACAGCACGGCGUGAACGCCGACUUGCCAAGCUUGUGGGCGGCGCUGGCGACCAUGACAGCCUGUGCCUGGGUCGUCACCGUGGGCGGGGACCUCGUGUCCACCCGGGCGCUGCUGCUGAUAGGAGGGAUACUGCCUCCGGUCUUGGGCAGCAUCAGUGCUGCCGCACUGCUCAGCUUGUGUGGGAUCAAGCUUGUCCACUUCGUUCACCUGGCAGCUGUUCUUGUGCUGGGAAUCAGUUUCAACAUUACAUUUCUGCUAAUGUCCUGUUGGAGCGAAACUAUUCAAAACACAGAGCUGACCGUCCCGCAGAGGCUUGGCGUGACGCUGUCACAGACAGGUGUGGGCAUCGCCAUUGCCUCCCUCUCUGUUUCCGUGUCACUAGCAGUCGCCUACACAUCCAACUUCAUUGGCCUCUCCUGCCUCUGCCUCUUUGUUGGUCUGGCAGUUUUCCUCACCUUCAUCUGUCACAUGACCAUUCAGCUCGCUUGUAUGGCGUUGCACGGUCGUCGUGUCUACUCCUCCCGCCACGCACUCACGUGCCUCCGCACCAAGGCUCGCGACGUACUUCGUCGAGUGGGACGCCGGCCAUGCUACGCCUUCUGUUGCGGAGGUUCGGUUCCCUCUGAACAUAGAGCCGACGAAAGUCCCGUAGAAAGAGUUCUGAGGAAAACCUUGACCUUCAUGGCACAGAGCCUCGUGAUCAAAGUGACGACCAUUGUGAUUUUUCUUGGGGUCACUGCCGUGGCCAUCUACGGCGUGACAAAGCUUAAAGAAGGGGUCAGCAUCACGACGUUGGUGCCAAGAUCUUCUUACUUCUUCACCUAUAUGACGAUGGAUGCUGCCCAUUUUGGAUUCAGCUUUCCUGUCGCUUUCGUCAUCGAUGACAGGGCAGAGUACAACCUGAGUACCGCUCAGAAGAUGGAGGAGCUCCUUCAGACAGCCAGAGACGACAGGUUGGUCGAGGACGAGUUCGUUCGUUGCUGGCUGACGGAUUUCGUCAAGUCUCCCUUCUUUAGCCGUGAGCAGGCUGGCGGCCAUUUUAUUCUGGGCAAGGUGCAAGACUUUCUCAUCAACACAACCCGCUUCCUCAGUGAUGCCAUUUUCGACGAGACUGGCCAGCACCUCAUUGCGUCGCGGUGCUUCGUGUUUUCUGAAAAGACUUCUGACCAGCACGAACUGGCCAGCUUUAUGCAGCGCAUGCGCAGACUGGCGGAAAGCUCGGAACUUCCGGUCUUUGUUUUCCACCCGUCUUUUCUAAGCUAUGAGCAGUUUCUGUCGGUCCUGCCGACCACCCUGCAGACCGUGGGUAUUGCUGUAGCAGUACUGUGCGUGGUGCACUGCAUCUUCCUCCCCCACCCCCUCGUGACCGCAGUGGUGGUGAUCAACAUGCUGAGCAGCAUGGUGGACGUACUCGGGUUCAUGACCUUGUGGGGCGUGACGCUGUCGUCGGAUACCAUGGUGCACGUUAUUCUGUCCAUGGUCUUCACCGUCAGCUUUGCUACUCACGUCUGCGCGGCUUUCUUGACCCCGAAAUCGGAAACGCGCUCGGAACGUGCGCUUCACGCGACAUCAUGUGCAGCGGUCCCUCUCUUCAAUUUCGGGACAGCAUCCUUGGCAGGUUUGCUGGUUCUCCUCUCUUCUCAGUCCUACUUGUUUGAGACUUUCUUCAAAGUCACACUCCUCGCUCUUGCCUUCGGGGUCUUCAACGGAGUUUUCUUGACAACUGCAGUCAUGGCGCUGGUGGGACCCGAGAAUCUUCGCCACAUGGCAAACAGCAGCCAGCAAAAAAGACAAGAACAGGCCACUCCCCCCGUAGAGUCAACAUCCAACAGAUGCUUUCCAAACGAAGAAACCGUGUCAAGAUUCCAAAAUGCGUCCAAUAGCCCCAAACUGUGCGAGAAAACUUCCAACGGGCACAAUGUAGCCGAAAAAGGAUUCAUACCCGGAACGCAAGACAAAAGCAAUGUGUACAAUUUUCCAGGAUGGCUUCAACAGGGCCGGUCAGUCACUGUUCCACGGGACAACAUGGAUGAGGCUAGGCCUUCGACUCCAUACUAUGUGCCUGUUCUGCCUCCGCGACUGGGUUACCCCCAGGAAAUGCUGGGAUCGCAUAACGAGUUUGAAAAUAUCAUUCGGUACCACAAGCACGAACGUGACAAGACGGGACUUCCGGUAACGUCGGCACUGCAACAAGCACGUAGGCCAAAAGAUCACGUGAUGAAGUCAAGCUACCAGCGUUGGAGUGCUUACGCUCCUGCCGGAAUUCCCAGCUACAGACCACAUCAGGAGGUGGACAAUGUACUAAGUGGUAAAUCGUUUCAUAGGUCGGGUGAGUCGCUCGAAAGAGUCGGCGGCAUUGUGGAAACACUUUCUAAGAGGGGUAGCCUGGCGUCCUCACAAACUUACAUAUUGGAAAUGUUCAAAUAUGGUCGUAGACAGUAGACAUGGAAGGCAGAACAUUUUCGUUCUGGCAGGAGACACUCACAGUCUUCGUGUAUGAUAAACAUUCAAAAAAAAUUGUAAACGUCUGUAUGGCAGAAUUUGGGAGCACUCGCAGAGAGCUUCAGUGUAAGUCAUAAUGUCUUCCAAUACUUUGCACCACAUCCUACUCUAUCCUCACCAACCCCUCUCUAGCCAGGGACUGAAUAGCAAAAAUGUACACUUGUGCCUUUAUCUCCCUGGGUGCAGAGUAAGUUCCCUUAAAUCCAAAUUAAGGACAGACGUAUCACUCGCCCGUCCUUCUCUGCAUACAUUAGUAUAGUACAGCACCUCUAACGGGAUACUAUCACAAAGCGGAGGAAAUCACAAAAUGCGUUGCUUUUGGUAGCUUUGUUCUUCCUGUCCAAAUCAGAACAAAGUUACCUCGGAUGCAAAGGGUGUGCCCACACUUGCGAGAUCCCAUUUGACAAAAUACUAGACUUUUUUUUGCUAAAGAGUAGGUAUCACAGACCAGCCCCAUACUUGUUAGCAGACCUCUCACGUGGAAAUUAAGAUAUGUGCAUGCAAGACAAACAAGAAUCAAAUUCUUAAAUGCCAACCACAUUGCUUCACUAUUCCACUGGCAAUGAAUGAUCACACACAAAGCCCCACUGACAGUGAAUGACCAACAUGCACACAUUGAAUGACCUUAUAAAAACAGUGCUCACUGUCUCCACUUUAAAUUGCCAAGAGUGAAGUUUUAAAAAACAAUAUCAUUUUAAAUCCUGUAAAUGCUUUAAUUUUUUUAAUUUAUUAUAAACAAAUCAAAUCUCCUAAUGGUUCGUUUACUGUUUAACCUAUGGUAGUUAUACUACAUUCUAGUGGUUCAUCAUCUACUCUGUGGCCAAACAAAACACUCACACAUUCCAACCACUCAGUUUUUAACUACACCUGAUCGUCAAUGUUACUGUAGGGAUAUAUAAUGCCCACUUGUAAAAGCCAUGCAGCUCCAGGGGCUUUUGAUGUUGAUACUCUCGUACACAAUGACAUUGUGUAGACUUCAAAUAGACAAAUGCGUUACAGAGCUUGUGCAAAAUUCUGCAAACUUGAAACGCCACUUCAUGACAAAUCAAUGGGAGAUAUCAAACAAAAUGUAAAGUCAAGGGUAUAUUUGUCUGGUCUGUAUAUCUUCCACAUCUGUGGGAGAAAAUCUGAGUUCUCUUAAUCCAUUUCCCAUUAUGUAUUAAAUUAACCAAGCCAGUUCCCUAUUCAAGCACUAGCUCUUCGCAUGGAGGCUGUUACAAAAUGUAAAUGAAGGACCUGUUGAUGAAAACUUUUAAGUUCCAAUGCACAUUGCAACAAAUUUGUUUAAAAUCAAUCUCAGGCUCUUGCCAAGAUCAAUGUGUACUAGUACAGUUUAAGGUUAUGAAACAACUAAAACAACUUCCAUUAGGAUAAAGAUUGUUUUAAAUAGUUUUCAUUCUACCUUUUUUGAAUAAACUUCAAAGUGGUUUCCUAUUAGUAUGCUUUAUUGGACCAGUUAAAACAAUCUUUUACUUAUACACUUUUUUGUGACAAAUCUACAUUGGUUGUGACGUGCAAAAACCUUCUUUGUGACAUAAAUCUUAUUACAGUGAUGUAACUAACUGAUCAGUAACCUGUAUAAUCUAGAGACAGUCUUGGAAAAUUAUUUUUUGCAUUUGUAUUCUGCCCUAAUAUUUGAUAUGUGAUUAACAGAAAGCAGGAAAUGACAAAUACAGUGGCAUAAAUUACAUUUUUCAUGUUUGUGUAAAAUACUUGGCACUUGCCUAAAUGAAGCAUAUAUUACCCAUAAA